CAUCAGUUCAAUACGAUCUAUUCAAUCAUAAUCAUGUUCAAGUGUUUCGUCGUCACUGCUCUAUUUGCUCUCACAGCUGCUGACAAUGCUCCCAGAUAUGGGGCGGAGCCAAGCUACGACGAGCCGGCUGUUUACUCUUACAAUUAUGCUGUGGCGGAUGAUUACUCCGGUUCUAGGUUUAAUGCUGGAGAAAGCAGGGACGGAUAUUCUACCUCUGGUUCCUACUCCGUAAACCUUCCUGAUGGACGGAUCCAGACUGUUAAUUACAAGGUUGCUGAUGCUUACAGUGGAUAUGUUGCUGAUGUUACCUACUCGGGAGAGGCUAGUUAUUCCUCUGCUCCCGCUCCCUAUAAGGCUGCUUCUGCUCCCUACAAUCCCGCUCCUGCUUCCUACAAUCCCGCUCCUGCUUCCUACAAGGCUUCUCCCGCUCCCUACAAAGCUGCACCCGCUUUCUAUAAGGCUGCCCCUGCACCCUACAAGCCCGCUCCUGCUCCCUACAAAGCUGCUCCUGUCUACGCUCCUACUCCUGCUCCAGCUUACGCCCCUGCUCCUGCACCAGCUUACGCCCCUGCUCCUGCACCAGCUUACGCCCCUGCCCCUGCUCCUGCAUACGCACCUGCUCCUACGGUGUACAAGACAGUUCCCGUGUACAAAUCUGGAUAAACAUCAGAAGAACAAUGUACAUUGUACAUUUUGUACAUUAUGAAUGUACCAAAAUUUUCAGAUUAUUUAUUAUUUAUUUAUGUUUCGAAAUAAACUUCACAUAAAGCUUAAAAA
Eurytemora carolleeae is the source of this 777-nucleotide messenger RNA. Its product is annotated as cuticle protein 7. The coding region runs from base 34 to 663 and encodes 209 amino acids. The transcript has a single exon. The record is from RefSeq and is a predicted model, not a curated record. Gene Ontology annotation, cellular component: extracellular matrix. Lineage: Eukaryota; Metazoa; Arthropoda; Copepoda; Calanoida; Temoridae.